This is a messenger RNA of Cercospora beticola, 1753 nucleotides long. RefSeq lists its product as uncharacterized. The record is from RefSeq and is a predicted model, not a curated record. Lineage: Eukaryota; Fungi; Ascomycota; Dothideomycetes; Mycosphaerellales; Mycosphaerellaceae. Gene Ontology annotation, molecular function: 3-beta-hydroxysteroid 3-dehydrogenase (NADP+) activity.
CGUACAGCGUCGUCUCUCGGCAUCAUGACCUUGCAAUACUUCCAUAUCAUCUCACCGUUCGAUGCCGUCUCCCUUCAAUUUGAGUGUCAAGAACUGGCUUUCGGACUUAGGACUUAUCGCCCGCUCGCAACAUCUCGACCACUUGGCAAACGGGUUUUAUGCAAACCUUGCAGGAAAGCUUGAGUUACAGUUUGGCCAUCGAUGGUCUAUGCUCGUAGAGGCGUGGAAAGCAUCCAUCUACCACUCCGCAGCCUUCCCAAUUUAUCUCUCAUUGCGCUCUUAUGCACGAGCGGACACGGCCAUCGGGCAGCUCACCUACGCCGUGCACCCAUCGCCACCAAGUUUGCAACCCUGAUCUAGUUCAUAUGGCAAGUUUCACCGCACGGCUUGUAUAUAGUGCUACUUGAUCGCAGACUUCUCGGUGCGGACUCUCGUAUCUCCUCUCCUCCAGUUAAAAUACUACCAGUAGCCAUGCCACAACAAAAAGGGACAAUUCUCCUCACUGGCGCCAGCGGCGGGUUGAGUCGUGGCUUCAUACAGCAACUCUUCAACUCUACCCACUGCAAGCAAUCAUUCGGCCUCUACACGACUCGCGACCCCUCAUCCUGCCCAGAUCUAGUCCAACUGCUGGACUCUGCUCCAGCUGCACACCAGUACGCGCUCGAACAGUUGGAUUUAUCCUCGCUCGAUAACGUCCGCAAAUUCGCCGAAUCUGUCAAGUCGCGCGUCGCUUCGGGCGCUUUGCCUCCAAUCCGCGCCAUCCUCAUCAAUGCAACCGUAUGGCAGGCAACUGGACAGAAAUUCUCCGUCGAUGGUUUCGAGAUGAACUUCGGCGCAAACUACCUGGCUCAUUUCCUUCUCGUUCUACUACUCCUGGGUUCAAUGGACAAAGAUUCUGGACGCAUGGUUGUGACUUCGAGCGCCGCUCAUGAUCCCUACAGUGCGUAUGGCAAGAGUUAUGUGUCCAAAGAGGACCAUAAGACUGUGUUCAGGAAUACCGAGAUCCUUGCGCACCCAGAGCCAGAUACGCCGGGCGAUGAGGCGACUGCGGGCGUGAGGCGCUAUUCGAUGAGUAAGAUGCUAUUGGUCAUGUUGAUGUACGAACUGCAGCGACGACUUGAUCAAGAUCCCAAGCUCUCUGGCAUCUCAAUCUUAGCUCUCGAUCCGGGAACAAUGGGCGGCACAGGCCUUGUGCGAAGCGGAAGCCUCUUGAUUCGAGUGAUGAUGAACUACCUCGUGCCGCCCAUCACUCAGGUCGUCAAUUGGUUCAGUCCGAAUGGAAUGCUUCGCUCGCCGUACAAAUCUGGAGGCGAUCUUCUUCGUGCGGCUUUCGACGAGGCGGAGAUUGGAAGACAUCCGAAAGCGCUGUAUCUGGAUGGCUCUGCUGUCAGCCAGCCUGCUGAUAAAGCGAGAGAUGAAGAGAAACAGAGGCGAUUGUGGGAAGGGAGUGUGAGAUUGGCGGGAUUGAAGGAGGAGGAGAUAGCUUUGAGUGCUCUUAGUUGAGCUCUUCUGGUUCUCCAAUUUGCUUCGGCGCUUAUGCGGCGAGCGACACUGACUGUCUCCAGUCCUUUGGGAUAUAAGCUAGGAACUGGCCACCCAACUUCCCGCCUUGCAAGCUUAAUUGCGAUUGCCAUUCUUCGCUCAAGUACAUGCAUGAGGCAAGGACGGCGGUUGCCAGCCCUGGACAGAUCGUUCAAACUCCUAACACAGCAACACGAUUGUCAUGUUGAACAACAAAUCUUUCACUCGCGCA